CCCGCGCGCACCUCGCGCCUGGCGCGCACCAAGUACAACAACUUCGACGUGUACGUGCGCGCGCGCUGGCUCUACGGCUUCAUCCGCUUCCUGCUCUACUUCAGCUGCAGCCUGUUCACGGCCGCGCUGUGGGGCGCGCUGGCCGCGCUCUUCUGCCUGCAGUACCUGGGCGUGCGCGCGCUGCUGCGCUUCCAGCUCAAGCUGUCGGUGCUGCUGCUGCUGCUGGGCCGCCGGCGCGUGGACUUCCGCCUGCUCAACGAGCUGCUGGUCUACGGCAUCCACGUGACCAUGCUGCUGGUCGGGGGCCUGGGCUGGUGCUUCAUGGUCUUCGUGGACAUGUGAGCGCCGGUCUGCGCCGGGCUCGGUUGCUGCCACCCGCGGGCCGAUGCCGGCGGCCGGGCGUCUUGGCGGGUAGGUCAGGGCCUUGUCCUUCACGCUCCAUCCCACAGCCAGGUCCCUGUCCGGGAGAGCGAGGGGCUGAGACUGAUGUCGACGGGACACCGCGCCCUCCAGCCUGGGGGUUUUCUCCUCACCCUGCGUGUGCGUUCAGGUGCGGUCACCCCCUGGCCAUCGCCCUGUGGUUCCAGCCCAUGCUUUUCCAGCCCUGUCGUGGGCUGGCCAUCGGUCCAGUCUGUACUUGGAGAGCCUCUGUGUCCCUGUCCGUUCUCCAGGACACUGGCAUCACCCGUGGUGUAGGGGGUCCCCCCAAGGGAUGUGUUGCCCAGGAGCAAAUCUGGAGGGGGCUCCUCCUGGCUGCGCACCCCUGGCCCCUGACCCAGCCUUAGGGAAGCAUCAGGCUCCACUCACCACACUGCCACAAAGCUGUCCACUCUGCCCUGGGCCACCCGGUCUGGCACAGCCCACAGACCCUCAUCCGCCUGGCACCCUGGGAUGUGUUAGGGUCUUGAGUCCCGGGCCAGUCUUCAGGGUCACCUUGGUUUGUGCAGGCACAGUCCAGCAGGGAGUCACGGCCUGGACAGGGCCAUAGAUCAGGGGCCUGGCCCAGGGCAGACCCUCCUUCCUCCUGGGCAGGUCUGUGUGGAAUGUCAAGCCUCUUCACAUGUGGAUUUCUGGGGAGGCAGCUCAAUCUCUCUCUGGCUUUGGGGGUGCUUUUAGUUUCUCUUUGAGAGGACACCCAGAAUUGAGACUUACGUGUCUGGAACAGAUGUUGAAGGUCUGGAGAGGCGCUCUGAUUGUGCACAUGAAACAUGGGCCCACCCUUUGUUUAAAAGCACCUCUUAGAGUCAAAGGCGUGGCACAGGACUAGAUCUCCAGGCCAGGGACUUGGUUGUCCCUUUGUUCCUGCCUCAGGGGCCAUUAGAGCAGCUAGGGGGUAAAAAGCAAAAGUGAAUGUCGACAGGGACUGUGGCCAGGAAAGAACAAAGGGCCGGUGGUCCUGGGGGACUAUUGGUCACAGAGAACACAUUCCAGAGGGCUAGCGUCUUGUCCAGACCCCUUGCUCUGGCCUUCUGCAGCAGGGGGACAGGGUGGCCGUGUUAUUUAAUGGCCGCCAGGGGCCUCCUCUGCAAGUGAGAGGGCGCUCUGAGUAAUUAUGCUCAGACAACAGGCAGAGACAGGACAGGACAUGGGGCCAAUGCUGCUUUGCCCCAAGUUGUCCCCACACCCUCUGGUUGUGGGUAGUUGCCCCUUUGACCCUGCCUGGCCGCAGGCCAGUGGCCAAGGGGACUGUCAUGACAGUUGUGUGCCACUGGAAGAAAACCCAAAUCAGGUAGAGAAAGCAAAAAGCACUUGGCUAUAACCGAGCCUUUCAGUCUGUAGCCAGCUCUGGACGAUUGUCAGCCCCAGGUUGAUGGGAAGACUCCUUGAAGGGAGGUGCUCAAGGAGCUGACCCGAGGAGCCCCAAUCCUCAGCGCUACAGAGAAUCUUUUGCACUAAAUCAUGCUGUUUCCUAAAAGCUUUGUUUUGUGUUAAUUAACUCACCUGGCUCAGACCCUUUGAAGCCUCCUGACUGAGGUGGGCGGAGUCCACACCUUAGGGGUGGCGGGGAGGGGGUCUGGCCGUGGGUCGCCUGGAAUGUCUGCGUGGCAGUACUGGGAGUUGACACGCUCAACACGUAGCUGCUCGGGGUCUUGAGUGCCUGUGAACUUCUUUAUGAAAAGAGCCACCUGCAUUAAACUUAUUUUUUUAAUGUGUUGACGGAGUGA
Miniopterus natalensis is the source of this 2165-nucleotide messenger RNA. RefSeq names its product transmembrane protein 250 (gene TMEM250). The record is from RefSeq and is a predicted model, not a curated record. Lineage: Eukaryota; Metazoa; Chordata; Mammalia; Chiroptera; Miniopteridae.